CUGUCUCUAUUUUCUUCCGCAGCCCUAAAUCAACGAGCGUGUAUUGCUGCCGGAGAAACUGGAUUCUCCUUGUUAUUCUGAGCUAGCUUUGAUACGCUCUGCCUUUGACCGUCCAGCGUCCACAUAUAUAUUGUUAAUAUGUUUUCUGGCAUAAAGAUCAUACCUCGUGAUCAGGUGGUUGAUGAUAGCUCAGAUGGAGAAGAAAAUAAAUCUAAAAGUGGCAAGGAUAGAAGAAAAAAGAACAAAGACGUUAACAGAAAGGAGGAUAAGAGAGACGGUAAGAUGUCCAAGGGUGGAGAUGACGUCUUGCUGAAAGGGGAUAUUGUUAGAAAGAACAAUGGCCUCGAUUGGAUGCUGCCACCAACCCGAAAGUCUGAUCCAGUCCCUGCUUUAGAUGCAGAGGAAAAACUGGAAAAAAGUACACAUGAAGAGGUUGUUAAAGUAAACCCGAGGGAGCUGAAUCCUUUUUUGAAAGGAAAUGGAACGGGUUAUCCAGAGGAAGAACCUGAGAAAAGAAACGGUAAAGAUCAGCUCUUACCAUCUUCUGUUGUUGGAGAUGGAGGUGCGAGUUGGAGAAUGAAAGCGCUCAAGCGUGCAAAGGAACAGGCUGCAAGAGACGGGCAAAGACUUGAGGAGGUUGUUGGAGAACGAUUUGGUUCACUUGGUGACCUUGUUGAGUCCGUGGCAUCUCAAAGGGCAGCUCCCUCUCGUGCUCAUUUGAAUGCCAUUAAUAACAGAAGAAGAGGCCAAAAUGAAGAGAAUGAUAAAGAAAAGAAACCAGAGAGAAUUUCUGAGAAGGGUAAUGGUCGGGAGUAUUUGAAGGGUGACGCACUGAAUCAUCGUGUACUGAGAGCGCCUAAAACUGAUCCUUCAUUAUCCUGGGGGAAAAGAAAGGGCCAAACUCAUAGACAUGAAGACUCAAAGCUAAUAUCUGAAGCUGCAGCUCACUUGAAUAAGUUUUCCAACGAUGGAAGCUUCAUGAAGGAAAUGCUAGAUAAGCAGAAGAAUGAAUCAGUGGAGACCGGAGAGACUCGUGGAGAUCACAGAAGCGACAUGGAGCAAAAAACAUUAACGUCAGCGACCAAAAAAGAUGGUGAAGGGACUCUUAACAAUAUGGAAUCUUUAAGUGUGAAUCAACUGGCUGCUAAAGCCUUACAGCUCCGUCUGAAAGGGAAACUUGAAGAAGCCCAGAAACUUACGGAAGAAGCAGAGAGGCUGAAAGCAAAGCAAGCUGUAGGAGACGAUUCAUCAAAAGAACAAAACUACAUCAGAGCAGCGAGGUAUCCUAUAAAAGACACGUCAGGUAGAAGGAAAAAUGAAGAAGAUAAUACGGAUAAGCAUCUGGCCAAAAGCAUUAUGCAUAACAAACAGUACAAGACAUCUAAUCAAGCAGCUGAGGAUGAGUAUGACUAUGGAGACACUCCAAGCAAAAAGUCACGGAAGCGGGAAAGCAACGUUCCUGAAAAAGAGCAUCUCGUGAAACGCAUCAUGACACAGCAAGAACGCUGCCUCUUCUGUUUUGAGAACCCAAAACGGCCGAAACAUUUAGUUAUAUCAAUCGCAAACUUCACCUAUCUUAUGUUACCACAACAGCAGCCCCUUGUCCCAGGCCAUUGCUGUAUCUUACCAAUGCAGCACGAGGCAGCCAGCAGAAGUGUGGACGACAACGUUUGGGAUGAGAUUAGGAAUUUCAAGAAGUGUCUUAUAAUGAUGUUUGCGAAAGAAGGAAAAGACGUUGUAUUUUUGGAGACAGUGAUUGGUUUAUCUCAGCAGCGUCGCCACUGUUUGAUUGACUGUAUCCCAGUCCCUCAGGAGAUAGCGAAAGAAGGGCCUCUUUACUUCAAGAAGGCAAUUGAUGAAGCUGAGAGUGAGUGGAGUCAGCACAACGCAAAGAAGCUCAUUGACACAAGCGUGAAGGGUCUCAGGAAUUCCAUUCCCAAAAAUUUCCCAUACUUCCACGUUGAGUUUGGUCUAGACAAAGGGUUUGCUCACGUGAUUGAUGAUGAGCAACAGUUCAAUAUCAAUCUUGGAUUGAAUGUAAUCAGAGGAAUGCUAGAGUUGCCGGAAGAAGACAUGUACAGAAGAAGAAGGCAUGAGUCAGUGGAGAGCCAGAAGAAAGCGGUUGUGAGCUUUGCACGGGAAUGGGAACACUUUGAUUGGACGAAACAGCUCGAUUAGACAGAUCUAUGGUUUGCCCUGUAAUAGCUCGCCAUCUGUUGUCUUCUCUUUGCAACAAAAAGGAUUUUUGAACUUGUUCUUGUUUUCAUAUUGUUAGUCCUUAAACUAUGACUGUAUGUUUCCUCGUCGGAAACAUACCGAUCUCGAGUUGUCCUUCUCAUUCUUGUUAAAUGAAUCCCUCAAAACAUUGUUAAUGGACAUGGAAACAAAUUGGUGUGUUCUAUCGUGUAACCAAUUCUGUGUAGUAAUUAAACAUUUGAGAACA
Molecule: messenger RNA, 2443 nt
Organism: Eruca vesicaria subsp. sativa (arugula)
Lineage: Eukaryota; Viridiplantae; Streptophyta; Magnoliopsida; Brassicales; Brassicaceae
Source: the annotation of a GenBank genome assembly